CUGCGGCGGAUGCGAUGACGCCAGUGCCUGCGUCAAGGGCGCGGGUGGAGCGGCACUGCGGCACUGCGGCACUGCGGUGCGCUCCACUGCCGCGCUCGGCGUCCGUGCCGCGGGAGCUGGGCGAGCGGUGCCGCCGCCGCCGCCGCCAACCUUUGUUCCUGCGCCAGGACCGCCGCCCGGAGCCACCGGCCGCAGCUGACCACCGGUGCCGGGGUGCGCCAUGAAGUCCUCUUGGCGCGGGGGCGGCUCGGGCGGCCGCUGGGGUGGCGGCUGGGGCGGAGGACGAGGCAGGGGAGGCUACGGCGGUGAUGGAGGUGGCCAGGGCGGCAAGGGCAGCUACGGCUCGCGGGGCCGUACCUUCAGCCGGGGCCGCGGGCGCGGUGGCGGCGGCGGUGGCGGCGGCUAUGGUGGCGGCGGCGGUGGCUACGGUGGCGGCGGUGGCUACGGCGGCGGCGGCGGCGGCGGCUAUGGUGGCGGGCGGCGCGGCGGCAAGAACAAGAACCGCCGCAAGAAGGGGAUGAGGGUCGUGACGGUGGAGCCGCACCGGCACGAGGGCGUCUUCAUCUACCGCGGCAUGGAGGACGCGCUGGUCACGCUGAAUAUGGUGCCCGGCCAGUCGGUGUACGGCGAGCGGCGGGUCACGGUGAACGAGGGCGGCGCGAAGGUGGAGUACCGCACCUGGAACCCCUUCCGCUCCAAGCUGGCCGCGGCCAUCCUGGGCGGGGUCGACCAGAUCCACAUCAAGCCCAAGUGCAAGGUGCUGUACCUGGGCGCCGCCUCGGGCACCACGGUCUCCCACGUCUCCGACAUCAUCGGCCCCGACGGCUUGGUCUACGCGGUCGAGUUCUCGCACCGCGCCGGCCGCGACCUGGUCAACGUCGCCAAGAGCCGCACCAACAUCAUCCCGGUCCUGGAAGAUGCCCGGCACCCGCUCAAGUACCGUAUGCUCGUGGGGAUGGUGGAUGUGAUCUUCGCCGACGUGGCUCAGCCCGACCAGUCCCGCAUCCUGGCUCUGAACGCCCACACCUUCCUGCGCAACGGGGGCCACUUUCUCAUCUCCAUCAAGGCCAACUGCAUCGACUCCACCGCGUCGGCCGAGGCGGUGUUCGCUUCGGAGGUGAGGAAGCUGCAGCAGGAGAAUUUGAAGCCCCAGGAGCAGCUGACCCUGGAGCCCUAUGAGCGAGACCACGCCGUGGUGGUCGGCGUCUACCGGCCCAUCCGGUCCAGUUCCAAGAGCCGCAGCAGCAAGUAGAGCCCCGCCGGGACUGUCCCUGAGAGAUCUCCCCCAGACCUUGCCGCCUUCAGUGUUACCAUGUCUGUGUUUUCUUUGUGUGCUGUUUUGCUCUCCUUCGCUUAACUAUUAAAUGGCAUAAAGAAACGGUA
Messenger RNA from Myotis myotis, 1383 nucleotides. RefSeq names its product fibrillarin like 1 (gene FBLL1). Lineage: Eukaryota; Metazoa; Chordata; Mammalia; Chiroptera; Vespertilionidae. Gene Ontology annotation, molecular function: RNA binding; histone H2AQ104 methyltransferase activity; rRNA methyltransferase activity. The transcript has 2 exons. Bases 221 to 1252 code for a protein of 343 amino acids. Gene Ontology annotation, biological process: rRNA methylation; box C/D sno(s)RNA 3'-end processing. The record is from RefSeq and is a predicted model, not a curated record. Gene Ontology annotation, cellular component: box C/D methylation guide snoRNP complex; Cajal body; nucleolus.